CGGGCCGUGCUGUGCCGGGCCGGGCCGGGCCGGGCCGGGCCGUGUGGCGGCCAUGAAAUCCGUGUUCGUGACCGUGGGCACCACCAGCUUCGACGAGCUGAUCGCCACCGCCCGCUCACCGCCCGCGCUGCAGGCGCUGCAGAGCCGCGGGUACCAGAAGCUGGUGCUGCAGGUGGGCCGGGGCUCGCUGCCCCAGCCGCAGCCCAGCAGCAGCAGCAGCUCGGCCGUGGCCGUGGAAGUGUUCCGCUUCAAGGACUCGCUGGCUGAGGACCUGCAGGGCGCAGACCUGGUCAUCAGCCACGCAGGUGCUGGUAGCUGCCUGGAGACUCUAGAGAAAGGAAAACCCCUAAUAGUGGUAAUAAAUGACAAGCUGAUGGACAACCAUCAGCUUGAGCUGGCCAGACAGCUCCACAGAGAUGGCUAUGUCCUCUACUGUAACUGCAGCACUCUUGUGGAGACACUGCAGUCAAUGGACUUGCCAGCUUUGAAACCUUUUCCUCCUGGACAGCCAGAAAAGUUUGCUUCAUUCUUGGAUAAAGUUUUUGGGUUGCAAUAAAUAAAACAGAGAAAUAAAAA
Molecule: messenger RNA, 576 nt
Organism: Cinclus cinclus
Lineage: Eukaryota; Metazoa; Chordata; Aves; Passeriformes; Cinclidae
Product: UDP-N-acetylglucosamine transferase subunit ALG13 homolog
Exons: 4
Coding region: 53-556 (167 amino acids)
Biological process (GO): dolichol-linked oligosaccharide biosynthetic process
Molecular function (GO): hexosyltransferase activity
Source: RefSeq, a predicted model, not a curated record